Stylonychia lemnae is the source of this 2376-nucleotide messenger RNA. NCBI's taxonomy places the organism in Eukaryota, Ciliophora, Spirotrichea, Sporadotrichida, Oxytrichidae. The record is from the annotation of a GenBank genome assembly.
AUGGAAUCAGCACUAACAGUGUUCCCCAAGAAGCCCACAAGAAGUGGCAAGCUACUAGGCUAAGAGCUAAAGUUAUUCUCCAACUACUUCUCGUUGGUGUUUGACUCUCCAUCAAUUCAAGGAGUCAACAAAUACACAUGUAAGUUUGAGCCAGAAGUACCAGACAACUCAAGAAAAGUGAGGACACUCAUCAUCAGAACUGUGAAAGAGAAGAUAAAGGAGAAGUUGGAAUUCUUCAUUGAAUGGGGCAACUGCAUCUACAGCUUGAAGAAAGUUCAAGAAAUUCCAAAGCUAGAGACUGAGCAUGAUGGAGUCAAAUACACUAUUUCUAUUGAUUGGGUGCAGCUAAUGGAAGCUACAGACAAGGAUCACAUGAAUUUCCUUAAGAUCUUUUUCAACUCACUCAUGAGAGGAUUGAGAUUCGAGACUAUCGGUAGAAAGAGCUUCAACUCUGCAAAAGCUCACUCACUAGAUGCUCAUAAAAUCAAAGUAUGGCCCGGUUUCGAUGCUAGAUUGAUCAUGAAAGAAUAAGGAGUCCUACUUAACAUUGAUGUUUGCUUCAAAGUUGUCAGACAAGACACUGUACUGGAAUUCAUCAACGAUCUCAGAAGCAAGUGUGAGCAGAAGAACCUAGAUUUUCAGGAGGAAAUCAUGAAUGCACUCAAAGGAACCACUGUAGUCACAAAGUACAAUUAGAGAACAUACAAAGUUGAGAGAGUUGACUUCUCAAUGAGUCCAGAGACUACAUUUGACAAAUCUGGUACUCAGGUAUCCUACAAAGACUACUACAAGACUCGCUACAAUGAAUCUGUCAAUGAGCCAAAUCAGCCUCUCCUUAUCAACAAAGACAGAAAAACUGGAAAUGAGAUCGCGCUCAUCCCAGAACUAUGCUAAGUUACUGGCCUCACAGAUUCAAUGAGAGCCGACUUCAGAUUGAUGAAGGAUUUGGCUGAGAUCGUACAUACCAAUGCUGAUAGAAAAGUUGCAGAGUGCAAGAACCUCCUUGAGAUCUUCAACACUAAUCCUAAGUGCCUUGAGAAAUAAAAGCUGUGGCAUCUCAAGUUCACAGAGAAUCCUCAACCUCUCAAAGGUUACAAGUAUAAAGCAGGGAAUAUGGUGAUGGGAGCUAAAGGAAGUGGUGAGAGAAACACUUUCGACAUUGAGUCCUGCGCAAGGGAAAUCGACAGAAAGAUCUAGGACAAGAUGUUCGAUCAACCAGCACUCAAGACUUGGGGAAUCUUCCACGGAGACAGAGACGCACAAGUGUGCAAGUAGUUCUAGCAAACAAUGGAGCAAGUGCUACAAUAAUUCGGCUUUGAAUCUGCCACACCGUAGACAUUCGUGGUGAAGGGUAAUGCCAUGCAAUCAAAUAAUUGGAUCAAGGAGCUGAAGAGUAGAUUGAACAACAAUGUGCAGGCGGCCGUACUACUGCUGCCUGGGGCGAAAGGGAAGACUUCACUUUAUGACGACAUCAAGAGAUUCUUGUUGGCCGAGUUUCCAGUACCUUCCCAGGUUGUACUGUGCAAUACCAUCUCUAAGGGCAAAAAUCUGAGAUCAAUAGUCAACAAGAUAUUGAUAUAGAUAACUGCAAAAAUUGGUGGUAUUCCAUGGACAGUCGACGCCUUACCAUUUAUGGACAAACCUACUAUGAUAUGUGGCAUGGAUGUUUUCCACUCAACCAGCUUAGGAAAGAAGUCAGUCCUCGGUCUUACUGCUUCGAUAAAUGUUUCAGCUACAAAAUACUUCUCAUCCUGUGUUAUUCAAGGAGAAUUAGGUCUAGAAGCAUCGCACUCACUGCAAAAUGGAAUGGUGAAAGGGCUAGAAGCAUUCAAGAAAGCAAAUGGAACCUAUCCACAGCAAGUGAUAUUCUACAGAGACGGAGUAGGUGAAGGGCAAGUCAACGGAGUCUGCAUUCCAGAGAUCGAGCAGAUAAAAGCAGCCAUCGCAAGUCUUAGUAUUCAGGUUCAGUUCAUGUACAUCAAUGUGUCCAAGAGAAUCAAUACUAGGAUCUUCGGUGGAGAUGUGGGAUCUUUCAAAAACCCAAUGCCUGGCACUUGUAUUGAUGCUACUAUUACUGAUACAGGAAUCUACGAGUUCUUCCUCGUGUCUACAUCUGCCAAGUAGGGUCUCUCAUCUCCCGUUCGCUACUCUGUUCUCUAUGAUGGCAUCGGUGAUACACCAGACAAGAUCGAGCUUCUAACCUAUAAACUAUGCUACACCUACUACAAUGUGUCCGGAUCGAUUAAGGAACCCUCAGCUAUCAGAUAUGCUCACAGAUUAGCCGCUCUUAUCGGGGAAAGAGGAGGAAGGGGCAAGGAGCCACCUCAACCACAUGAGGACUUUGAAACCAAGGACCCUACUCUCUACUAUAUCUGA